CAAUGAAAUGACGGCAGAUCAUAUUGUCAGUAGCGACAUAACAAUCGACAAAAUAAGUUUUUGAUUAGACGACGUAAACAUCAAAAAAAAUUAAUAUUAAAUCGCUUCGUGAGAACGUAAAAGAACGUUUUGAUUCAGUUGAACAAACUUCAUCACAAUUCAAGUCCGUGUUGCGAUACAAACUUUAUAGUUUCUGCACGCAAUACUUUUGCCCGUUUCCAAGUUUUAUCUGGAGCAAAGGCUGCAAAGUCACAGUCAUCACGUAGCCUAUGGGAAAUUUAAACACAAGUAGAGACUGGGAUGACGAGAUGCUCCAGCAUGAAUCAUCUGACGAAGAUAUUCUUGAACAAUUGGGACCAGAUAAUGAAGAUGGAUACUAUGUUGCGAUGUUUCUCCGACGAAUGAUAGACAGUGGCGAAUUUUCCAGAGAACCAGAUUCUUAUUAUGGGAUGAAACGAAUUCCGAAAAUUAAAAUAAAACCUGAUUUGGUGAAGUUAAAGAACAGUACCAUUUUCCAAAGUGUUAAGACAGCCUCUGGACUCAAACCCAACGACACUGUGCCCAAUUCGAAUUGGUCUAUUGUUAAAAUGAUUGGCAACAGACAGCGCGGUACUGGCACUAAUUUGGGAUUUACCGCUCAAGAACGAUGCAAAAUCAACAACAAGUACCUUCCGAAUCGUAGUUCAACCAUAUGCAACUACCAAAGUAAGGUGUACUGUGGGUGUUACUCAAAAAAUGGAAACUAUUUCAUUACAGCUAGUCAGGAUCACGUUCUUCGCGUACUCGAUUCAAGCAAUCCGGGUUAUCGCAGAAUUAAUCGCAUUCAGGCCAAGGAUGUUGGGUGGUGUAUCAUAGAUGUCGCAUUUAGUCCAGAUGAUCAAUACUUUGUUUAUAGUACAUGGUCCAAGUGCUUACACAUUUCACCUGUUACUGGCAACAACAACGAGGAUCUUCAAUGUUUAUAUUUGCAAGUGGACCAGCCGCGGUUCUGUGUCUUUUCGUUAUCUUUUUCUGCAUGCGGAAAGGAGAUCAUAAACGGAACCAGCGAUGGCUGCAUCUACAUUUACGACCGAUAUUUAAACCGUCGAACAUUGAAAAUUCCCGUCCGAAAUUUUCUACGAAACGAGGUUGACGUGAAUGCCGUUGGAUUUUUGGAUGAUUCGUCGAAUGUGAUGUUUAGUGGCAUGGAUGAUGGUAUCGUGAAGUUGUGGGAUCGACGUUGUCUGGAUGAAACGAAUCCGGAACCGAUCGGUAUUUUGGUUGGCCAUUUGGAUGGAAUCACAUACAUUGAUUCGAAAAAUGACGGUCGAUACUUGAUAUCGAAUUCUAAGGAUCAAAGCAUUAAGUUGUGGGAUGUCCGAGCGUUUUCGAAAAGUGGUGCCGAGGAGAGACAUGGUCGAAUGAAGCAUGCCACAUUGCGAAAUGUGAACGAUUGGGAUUACCGGUGGGACGAAGUGCCAAAGGAAUUUUACAAUACAGAAUUUGUGUUGGAAGAUGAUGUAUCGGUGAUGACUUAUCGUGGUCAUGUUGUAAAUAAAAGUCUGAUUCGAGCGAAAUUCUCACCGUUAGAGAGUACUGGCCAGCGAUACAUUUACACGGGCGAUGGGACAGGAAGACUUAUACUGUACGAUGUUCUUACUGGCGCUAUUGUAAGCAGCAUCAACUCGCAUGAUGAUGUCAUACGUGAUGUUGACUGGCAUCCGAACCGAAACGAAAUCGCGACGAGUUCAUUUGAUGGUAGAGUAAAUUUGAGCUCAUACAAGGAAAAGACGGUGCGAAUUAAACGUGAUCAAAAUCAACCGCAACCACCACGCCGGCGAUCAAGACGAAUUGCGCAGCAGCGAGCAAACCAACAAAUUUGAGAGCGAUAAUGCUACUAAGCUUGGUUUCUGUCGUUCUUCUUUCUAAUUUCUUUUUUAUUGGAAACUCUUGUUGAUUUUCUCCUGAUUAAAAAAUACAUUUAUUAUGUCAUUGUGAUAUAAAAGCA
Messenger RNA from Bradysia coprophila, 1987 nucleotides. RefSeq names its product DDB1- and CUL4-associated factor 11. The record is from RefSeq and is a predicted model, not a curated record. NCBI's taxonomy places the organism in Eukaryota, Metazoa, Arthropoda, Insecta, Diptera, Sciaridae. Gene Ontology annotation, biological process: proteasome-mediated ubiquitin-dependent protein catabolic process. Gene Ontology annotation, molecular function: protein binding. Gene Ontology annotation, cellular component: Cul4-RING E3 ubiquitin ligase complex.